AUGCGUUCUUCACAAUUAACUAAUUCAGAAGGUACUAGAUAUAAAUGGAAUAUUAAUGCAAAUCGGGAUGAACUUGAUGUUAUUAAAAACUCUGUAGAUAGGCAAAGCCCAACAAUGCCACCUCCAACAACUAAAAGAUCUUAUGAAGAAGGAAUGGAUGGAGAGGAUAAAGAACAUUAUGAAUGUUCUUUAGAAAAAAAAAGGAAUAAAGUGAAUUUAGAAAAACUCAUAAUACUGUUUUGGAUGAAUUGUUUGUUACCAAACCUACAGUCAAAAAUGCAUGCUAUAGAAGAGAAACAAGUCCAGAUGUUGAAUGAUUUAAUUGGUGGCGGUGAUGAUUUUCAAACAAGAAUGGUUAAAGAACAACGUAAGGCUGGCAAAGGAUUAUGGGUCAAACUGAUAACAAAUAAUAGAUAA
Entrophospora candida is the source of this 417-nucleotide messenger RNA. The record is from the annotation of a GenBank genome assembly. Lineage: Eukaryota; Fungi; Glomeromycota; Glomeromycetes; Entrophosporales; Entrophosporaceae.